This is a messenger RNA of Ceutorhynchus assimilis (cabbage seed weevil), 1555 nucleotides long. Lineage: Eukaryota; Metazoa; Arthropoda; Insecta; Coleoptera; Curculionidae. The record is from the annotation of a GenBank genome assembly.
ACCUUAGUCAACUUAAGUGUCAUAGGAACACCUAAAGUAUCUAGUACCAAGUAGUAGAACGGUACCAGUUUGGUUUGGAUUACUUACUCGGCGAACGUUAGAAUUUUAUUUGACUUGGUGAGAUCCUAGUAUCCUGUGUAUAGGUACUUAAUUAAUUUUUAACAAUGUCGAAUUUUCUUGGAUUAAUUACUGUGGUACUUGUUCUAUUUGGUGCUGUCAAUGCUCAAAUAUCCAACAGCCUAGAUGAUCCAAAAAAAAUCCUGGAAGAUCCAAAUGUCAAGGAUUUGGAACAGAAAUUAAAAGAUAACGGAAUCUCUUUGCCAGACUUCAAUCAAACUUCCGUUGAGACAGAGAAGGCUGAGAAAGUACUUAGAGAAAAAUGUAAAAAACAAAAUGCUGAGGAUGCAGUAGACCUGCUGAAGGAACAGCAAGAAGCACUCAAACAAUGCGUCACCCUCUAUGUAAACGGCUCAGACAUCCAAAAUGAGCUAGAGGAAGCGAAAAAAACAGGAUCCAUGGAUGAAGUUUUCAAAAAAUAUUGUGGUAAAUGGCCUGAUGUUUACGGAUGUGCGGACAAUGCUACAGCUACUAUUAGAAGGUGUAUGACAAGUCAAGAAGACAAAGCCUUCAACAAAACCUUGGCUAUUGUUGAGGAACUGCAAGAAUUCAUGUGCUUUAAAGAUGGAGAUAGGUUAGCAAUGUUUGUAGCUGAAGGUGGAGUGGAAUGCAUUCAAGAACAACAGGAAGGCAUUAAAGAGUGCUUCAACGCAACCGUAGGUUCCAGAAUGCCACAAGAAGACGAUUUUUCAUUAGCAACUUUACCUACUUUUUUGUACACGGAACGUGAUUGCGCGGACUUCGACAAAAUCCGCACCUGUGUCAACGAGGUCCUAGAGAAAUGCCACGAUACUACGCCAGCUAAUAUUGUAGACGCUUCGUUGAAAUUUAUUAAAAAACAAAUGGCUUGUGGAACUGGGGAAGGAAUUGCUUUGAAAGUAGAAUCCAAUGUGGGUGCACAAAAAGUAAAUUCAGCACAUACCCCUUAUUCUAGCUCAAUAGCUGUUGUUUUUGGAAUUUAUUUGUUGCUGAAAUUAAAUUAGGUAAAUUUUCAGUUUUUUUUUUUUCAAAUAUGUACCUACCUUUCGCAUAAAAAUCUAAGCUAAGAAAUAGAUAGCUCUCAACAAAAAUAAUUUCAACUUGUUAUCAAAAGGUAAACAAAUUCCGAUUAAAAGGUAAUUAAUUUUUCAAUACCAAAUAAUAAUUUAGUUCUUUUUGCUUUAUGUAUGUGUGGUUAUAAUAAUUUCUGUAAAGGUAAUGGUAAUGGUAAUUGAGUUGGCACUUCGCCAAAAUAUGUACCUAUAGCAUGGAGAGAUUUAGUAUUACUAGCCGAGUAUUAUAACUAAAAAAUGUUUAAUAUGAUUCAACUAUUGGAUAUGUCUACAAUAACUUGUUUUUGUAAAAUAACAUAGAUAAUAAAUCAUAUUAAAACUGUUUGUUGUGAUACUAGAAUAAGAUUUAGAUUUUUUAUAAUAAAUAUUCUUUUGUUCUUUUUGAA